Molecule: messenger RNA, 948 nt
Organism: Lutra lutra (Eurasian river otter)
Lineage: Eukaryota; Metazoa; Chordata; Mammalia; Carnivora; Mustelidae
Gene: LYZ
Product: lysozyme
Exons: 4
Coding region: 50-496 (148 amino acids)
Biological process (GO): defense response to Gram-negative bacterium; defense response to Gram-positive bacterium
Molecular function (GO): lysozyme activity
Source: RefSeq, a predicted model, not a curated record
CGAGGACUGCUCUCCCUGGUCAGCCUGGAGGUCUGGCUUCCCAGUCAACAUGAAGGCUCUCCUUCUUCUCGGGAUUCUCUUCCUUUCCGUCAUUGUCCAGGGCAAGAUCUUUGAAAGGUGUGAGCUGGCCAGGACUCUGAAAGGACUUGGGCUGGGUGGCUAUAGAGGUGUCAGCCUGGCCAACUGGAUGUGUUUGGCCAAAUGGGAAAGUAAUUAUAACACAAAGGCUACAAACUACAAUCCCAGAAGCCAAAGCACCGAUUAUGGGAUAUUUCAGAUCAAUAGCCGCUACUGGUGUAAUGAUGGCAAAACGCCCAGAGCCGUGAACGCCUGUGGCAUACCGUGCAGCGAUUUGCUGAAAGAUGACAUCACUCAAGCUGUAGCAUGUGCAAAGAGAGUUGUCAGGGAUCCAAAUGGUAUUCGUGCAUGGGUGGCAUGGAAAGCACACUGCGAAAACCAAGAUGUCUCUCAGUAUGUUCGGAAUUGUGGAGUCUAACUGUGGAGUUUUCCUUCUGCAGCUCAUUCUGUUUCUUUUUCAUAUUAAGGGAGUAGUAGUAGUUGAGUGAAAGGUCACAUUACCAUCCUGUCAAACAAUAACACUUCUACAGAAGCAGUAACAAAAUAUGGUCUUUCUUCUAAAAGGCUUCAUGUUUAAGAAAUGUGUUUAUUAUUAUUUGAUAGCCUGUAAUAUUUUUCAGUUUGCUAAUAGAAAUAAUGCUGGUGAAAACUUAUCUAAAGUCUUGCCUAUCAAAUACAUCUCCAGUAUAUUCAGUUCUUAAAGAAAUAACCCCAACUUAAUCGUUAGUACUCCCCAAUAGUUCAUAAAAAUGUAACAAAAGAUUAUCUUAAAAACAAACUGAUCUUAGGCAAAACUCUAGUUGAAUAGGCAUCUGUUCGGUCAUCUCCAAAAGCAGUAAAAAACAAAAUGAAACAAAACAAAACAAAAAA